UUUCUUCUGUCUUCAUUCAUUGGUACACAAAAUAACUAUGACAUUGAAAGCCCCAUAUCCACUAGUAUUUUGCUUCCUUCUCUUUGCCUUCUCAGCCAAGCUAGGGUCGGUUGCAGCCGAUGCUGCUCCUUCCCCAGUGCUUGACAUCACCGGCAACAAGCUCCAAACCGGAGUCGAUUAUCACAUCUUGCCGGUCAUCCGUGGGAGAGGUGGUGGGCUUACUCUGGCCAGCACUAGCAACAAGACCAGCUGCCCACUUGAUGUUGUUCAAGAACAAAAUGAGGUCUCCAAUGGUCUUUCACUGAAAUUCUCGCCUGUGAAUGUCACGAAAGGCGUUGUUCGUGUAUCAACUGAUCUUAACAUCAAGUUCUCUGCUACUACAAUCUGUGUUCAAUCUACGGUGUGGAAGUUGGGCAAAUUUGAUGAACAAACAGGACAGUGGUUUGUCACGAGUGGUGGGGUUGAGGACAAUCCGGGUCGUCAAACCACAAGCAAUUGGUUUAAGAUUGAGAAAUUUGGUGAUGACUACAAGCUCGCUUUCUGUCCAACAGUGUGCAAUUUCUGCAAAGUUAUAUGUAGAGAUGUUGGCAUUUUUUUUCAAGACGGGAAAAGGCGUCUUGCUCUCAGUGAUGUGCCAUUCAGAGCCAUGUUCAAGAAAGUAUGAACUGAAAAAUUAAGAAUGCGCUAACAUGCAUUUUUGAAAUUAAUGUAUGAUUAUGUUUUGCUUCAAUAAAAUUUCAUUCAAGUUACUUUCA
Messenger RNA from Prunus dulcis (almond), 755 nucleotides. Its product is annotated as kunitz trypsin inhibitor 5-like. NCBI's taxonomy places the organism in Eukaryota, Viridiplantae, Streptophyta, Magnoliopsida, Rosales, Rosaceae. The transcript has a single exon. The record is from RefSeq and is a predicted model, not a curated record. Gene Ontology annotation, molecular function: endopeptidase inhibitor activity. Bases 38 to 664 code for a protein of 208 amino acids.